This is a messenger RNA of Cladophialophora immunda, 1839 nucleotides long. RefSeq lists its product as uncharacterized. Gene Ontology annotation, molecular function: catalytic activity. The record is from RefSeq and is a predicted model, not a curated record. NCBI's taxonomy places the organism in Eukaryota, Fungi, Ascomycota, Eurotiomycetes, Chaetothyriales, Herpotrichiellaceae. The coding region runs from base 154 to 1623 and encodes 489 amino acids. The transcript has a single exon.
GCUCGAUCCCUCACUCUAACCCCUGGCUCGAGAUCUGGGAUUUUCCCGGGAAUCGGAUUGGCCAGUUACCGAGCUUCACAGGCAAGGGGGGGGGUGCGUCUGCAAGGAUAAUAAGACGGCCUUGCCGACCGCUUCGAUCGUGCCCCUCCGCCCAUGGAGGCCGAGGAGCCCCUGAUGCAGAUGCCGCACGAGCGAGAGCAGCAGAUGGCGGCUCCUCCCGCGGGCUUCGAUCCGAGCUACAUCGACGAAGUCUCACAGGGACGCCGCGCUCUCAGCGUCCCCGACCUUGAAUCCCUGACCACGGGCACGGGCGCCAGCAUCUACCAGUCCACAAUCCUCCCCGCCAUCCGCGCCGCGCGCUCCGAGGUCGUGCUGGUGACGUGCUUCUGGGCGACGGCGUCCGCGACCCGCGACCUCCUCUGCGAGGCGCUCAAGGACCUGUCGCGGCGUGUGCUGGCCUCGUCGACACCGUCCUCGUCAUCACUACCGCCACCGGGGGCAGCGUCCCAGAAAGUCUCCGUGCAGAUAUGUUUCUCCUCGAGCUCGCUGGCGCGGAACAUGCUCCUGCCGACGCCCGCGGCCGGUCAGGUCUACGACCCCGCAAGCUGGGGGAAGCUGGGCCUCCCCGAGCCCGAGGAGAUCAAGGGUCUGGAUCUGCGGGUCGUGCGCAAGUUCUUCUGGCCCUGGGGCAUCGUCCACCCGAAGUACGUGAUCGUGGAUCGCAAAGUGGCCAUCUUCCCGUCGUGCAAUGUCUCGUGGGAGCGGUGGUUCGAGGUGGCCCUGUCGUUCACGGGUCCCGUGGUUGACCACCUGCUGCGCUUCCACGCCGACUUCUGGGAGGAAGGGAGGCCUCUUCCACCUCGGCCCUCUCCUGAGGCUGCCGCUGCCCGUCGCUUACUCGACGCCGUUGCAGAUCAGACUAUUGCCUCUUCGACCACCUCUGCCACCACCGCAACCGCUCCAACAACUCUCCUACCGUCGCCACACACCCCCGCCACCCUUCCCAACCACCUCCACCCGCGCGUCCUCCUGGGCCGCUGUCUCCCGUGCAUCCCGGACGCAGGCCCGCUCCCAUUCCCGCCCACGCCGCUGCUGGAGGCCACACAGCACCUGCUCCGCACGGCGCGGUCCCGCAUCGUCAUGCUCACGCCCAACCUGACCGAGCCGACGGUGCUGGAGUGCCUGCUCGGUGCGCUCGGGAGGGGCGUCCGGGUCUGCGUAUGGACGAACCGCGACCUGAUGACCGCGGAGCAGGUCGUCACGGCCGGCACGACGACACCACGCUGUGUCCGCAAACUCCGGGACGGGGCCCUGCGAUCGGGAGCGGCGGCCGCGCUGCUGGACGUCGUCUUCUUCGACGACCAAGACCCGGACGACGCGCCGGGUGUACCGCCGCGGCCGCCGCGACGGGGAUUGCAGGAGACCGACGCAGAGCGGGACCUCGACGCGGUCCCCGUCAAGCUGCACGCCAAAGUGACCAUCGUCGACGACGAGAGGAUCCUGUUGGGCAGCGGCAACAUGGACGCUGCGAGCUGGAGGACGAGCCAGGAACUGGGCGUGCUGGUCGAAAGUCGCGCGGUGGUCGACAGCUUCAAGAGGCGGUGGAAGUAUAGCACGCUCUGAACUGCUUGGGGGAGAAUUAUACAAAGUUCGACUAACUGUCUGUCUAAACUGAGGAUGGCCCAGGCCUGUUUGUCCCUACAUCACAAGGACGAGUAUCGUCGACCAGCCUCCCCCAGUGAUUGAUUGUCAUUAACAACCUGGACAAAGCCCUCGGUUCUGGAAUAAGAGGUUUCCCUUCUGAAGAAAAAUCUAGAUUUGUCGUCACCCUAGAACGCU